Messenger RNA from Lacerta agilis (Sand lizard), 630 nucleotides. RefSeq names its product CKLF like MARVEL transmembrane domain containing 8 (gene CMTM8). The coding region runs from base 42 to 605 and encodes 187 amino acids. The transcript has 4 exons. Gene Ontology annotation, biological process: myelination. Lineage: Eukaryota; Metazoa; Chordata; Lepidosauria; Squamata; Lacertidae. Gene Ontology annotation, cellular component: membrane. The record is from RefSeq and is a predicted model, not a curated record. Gene Ontology annotation, molecular function: structural constituent of myelin sheath.
CUGGCUCGGGCGGCGGCCCUCCUCCGGGAGCCGAAGCGACGAUGGAGCAGCAGCAGCAGCCGAACCACGAGCCGCACCGCCACCCGGCGCAGGAGCGCUCACGCUCGCACACCGUCACCACCACCGCCAGCAGCUCCUUCACGGCCAACUGGUCGUCCGCUUCCAGCACGCUCGCCUACGACCGCGAGUUCCUGAGGACGCUGCCCGGGAUCCUCAUGGUGGCCGAGAUUGUUUUGGGGUUGUUGGUAUGGACGCUGAUUGCUGGAACAGAAUAUUUCCUGUAUCCUGUCUUCGGCUGGGUAAUGUUUGUGGCUGUGUUUUACUGGGUCCUUACGCUGUUCUUCCUAAUCAUCUACAUGACGAUGACUUACACUCGGAUUCCCCAAGUGCCAUGGACCACUGUAGGCCUGUGUUUUAACGGGAGUGCCUUUCUUUUGUACUUCAUCGCUGCCAUUGUAGACGCAUGUGCCGUCACCAAGGAAUUGGACAGCCACAACUACAACAGCUGGGCAGCUUCUUCAUUCUUUGCAUUCGUUGUAACUUCCUGCUACGGUGGAAAUGCCUACUUUAGUUUUGUAUCUUGGAGAUCGCGGAACUUGCAAUAAAUGUCCUCUUUAAGUUAAGAAAAAA